Aspergillus calidoustus is the source of this 3183-nucleotide messenger RNA. Lineage: Eukaryota; Fungi; Ascomycota; Eurotiomycetes; Eurotiales; Aspergillaceae. The record is from the annotation of a GenBank genome assembly.
AUGGACCCUUCUCAACUCCUCACUCCGAACCCGACCAACAACCCGAGCCCAUCCUCAGACGCAGCCAGCAUUGGGAGCCAGAGAGUUCCUCGGUCUGCACACCAUCCUCCGAUACCUCGCCUGAUAACAACACCUCUGAGCGACUCACUUGGUCCUCGUGUAGCUCCCCAGUCGGCGCAAGCGAUAAGCCCUAUCGUCAAGGUGGAGAGCUACUCACGAGGUGACUCGCCCGUCAGGGAUUCUUUUCCCGUGAACCGCCGUCCAAGCCAGUCUUCUGUGCACCUUUCCCCAGGAGGCUUGUCUAAUGGCUCGGAAGAAGAUACCACCCCGGAAGUAGAGCAGCGCACCAUAUCCCGAGCUCGUAACGGGACGUGGGUUCGAAACGGUGUGACUGGCAAUUCAGGGUUGGCGCCGGAUGCGCGAGUGAACGCUUACAUUCCCAGUCCGAACGAGAUGGAGUUUCAGCGAAAGCUCGAGGAAAAAAAUGCCGAUAUCUUUUCGUGGUCCGAGGCCGUCAGCGAGGCCCGCAGUGAGGCUGGCGAUGAGCAUCCGCCUUCCAUCCGGGGCCGCUCCGAUCGUCACGGAAACAGACGCAGAGCGAAAAGUACCGGGGACCCACCCCUCUCCCAGGAAGACUACUUUACUAUCAAGUACAGACAAAAUCGGGGAGAUAUUCCUGGCCCUGGCCUUGUGCUCCGGGAGGAGAUUGAGUCUAGCGAAGACUUGACCGAGUCAUCGGCUCCUGGCACAUCGGCCCCUGAAUCGCCUGCUGUCGAGUGGAACGAAGAAAAAUGGGCUCAGGAGGCGUCAGAGAUCACUCCUCCCGAGUCCCAACAAGCUGAGGCGGCCGAACCAACAUCCCAUCAAUUCCUUGGGUCGCCGCCAUGGCGUGAUAUUGAACACACUUCGUCUCCCACAACCACACGCAUUCAACCUGUCAAUUCACAUCAAGCUAUGGCCGAAUAUCAGAGACGCGCCCGGGAGAUUGACACCAUAUCUCGUGUUGCAACUUGGGGCACGCGAGAACUUGACGCUGAGAGCAUCAGAACCUUCCAGAUGAUGAGCCUCAAUCCAAAGGAGAAAAAGCACGAGAGGAAGAACAGUCUGCUCAAAUACCUACCCAGGAAGCAAGGCAACCUCUUGAAGCGUCAACGCCAAAGAACCGAUCUCUCUACUAUCACCCAACCAGGUUCGGAAGGUAGCCAAGGUCCAGACAGCAAGCCUACUCCUUCGAGAAAAGACAGCUUCCCACAUCGGAAGUUGAGUCUCACGCUCUCCCCCAAAUCUCCGAGCUACAGCAACACUGGGGGUGCAUUGAUAGCCAUGACACGGCAGAUGGCGGCCGUUGGGGGCAAAGAAUCUCUGAAUGUAGUGUCCCCGGGUCCGACGAUCAGCAACCCCUGGGCCUCAUUCAAAGCUCGUGGUAGAAGCAGGAGCGAGUUGCCGAACAAAGGACCAGGCUUGCUUGAGCUCAUGACGACUCACGGUGGUCCACCUGUUCCGAACCUCAAUUACUCCGCGCAACCCGAUGAAUCUGAAGCGCCAAAACAGACUCGGCCUGAGCCUGACGCUGCUGAAGAUGAAGACGACGAGGAAAGUGACGAGAAGGGGCUAGUCAUGGAAUUCCCCCUGCCACGAGACUUGCCACAGCCGACUCUUGAUGGGUUUCGAGCACAGAUCGUCCAGCUUAACCCGCGUCUUGCACCUUCUCUGGUUGAUCGCUUCGCCCAGGAGCAAGUUCGUCGAUACAAGCGGCUUUUGGAAAUCAAACAAACUCAUGCCCAAGAUGUAACGCAAGGGAAAUGCAAGGCGGGCAAGUUCUGCUUCGCCCAAGACGGCCAGGCCAGGCUUUUACCGCCUCGUGCUUCUGCGCAAGAUCCAGAUGCACACACCCAGUUUCAAAUUCCUGGACGAAAAGAGACGGACGAGCCUGAGGUGCUUGGUGAGACCAAUAUUGCGACGGCGCAAUUUCCACCAGGCGUCCCCUAUCCGCCGCCGCAGGUCACUGUAUUGCCAGCGGAGUUUGAAUGCACAGUCUGCUUCAAUGUGAAGAAGUUCCAAAAGCCAUCAGACUGGACCAAGCAUAUAUAUGAAGAUGUGCAACCAUUCACGUGCACUUUCCCAGACUGCUCUGAUCCCAAGUCCUUCAAGCGGAAAGCAGACUGGGUUCGACACGAGAGCGAACGCCACCGGCAGCUUGAGUGGUGGGAGUGCUCGUUCACGGAUUGCCGCCAUAAAUGUUAUCGAAAAGACAACUUCGUGCAGCAUCUCGUCCGAGAGCACAAGUUGCCGGAGCCGAAAGUCAAAAAAGCGAAGAACAAGGGGUCGACAGCUAGAGGCCCAAACGACCCGCUUACACCUGAGAUGCAGGCGGAGAUGAACCACAAACAAGAGGUUAAACGACUCUGGGACCUUGUGGAUAGCUGCCACCAUGAGACGACGCGAAAGCCCAGCGAUGAGCCAUGCCGAUUCUGCCACAAUGUCUGCACCAACUGGAAGAAGCUCACUGUGCACUUGGCCAAGCACAUGGAACAGAUGGCAAUCCCAAUUCUGGGUCUCGUGGAAGCAAAAGAAUUCCAGAGUAGCAACGGUGCGACUAAUAUUGCGGAUACUUGUUCCGGCCAGAUGCCGAUCCCACAUGAGGCCAGCGAUUUCAACCCGAACUUAAACGGAGUGGCUGAUGCGCUCGGCCCUUCCAUGAAUUAUACUACUACGCACGCGCAGUAUCCCAGCAGCCAUGCGGGAGGGCCCGACUCGCUUGCAUUACCCUACAACACGACUGCGACAGUCACAUACCUUCCUGCCACGUCUAUGCCGAUAGAGAGUACAGCGCCUAAUCCGCUGAACAAUUUCGAAAGCGUCUCGCCGUAUGCGCCGCAUAACGCAGGGUUGUCUGGACCAUCUGGACCGUCUGGGCCUUCUGAGCUGGCCGGCCCACAACCGACUUCGGUCUCGUACCCUCCGCCCUUCAACACCGUGCCUCGACUGAGGGUCUCCAAUCAAGACCUGAGGGUGUUGCCGGAAUAUAACAGUUACUCCAUGUCCCCCACGGAGAUGCAGUACGGCGAUCCACACACUGCUGUGUACGUGUCCGGCGUCGCGGAGAACCACUACCCUUACCACGGACCAAUGGGGACGGGAAUGCCGUAUAAUCCAGGGGACUACCAAGGCCAAGGCCAAUGA